AGAAAUUCAACCGCCCCAUGUUUAGCAAUCACGAGAUAACCGGAGAUAACCAAGCUGUGGGAGAGUCAGGGAACAGAAAUGUGGCGGAAAAAGGACAAUCUAGAAAUGAGGAUUCCUCACACGAUACCAAGGAACGUCUUCGAGGCCUACAGAUGCUCGUACGAAACCACGCGGUUGUCGAGCGAGUUGGAGAGGACGAUUCGAUCGGAGGAUGUCUCCUGGGUAGAGGGAAGAGUCCCGCCCUUGAGAAUCCUAGCUACCUACGUGAUAGCGUCCUCGUGGAAGGAUAACCCUGUACUGGAAGAGCUGCCGACGUGCGAGGACAGGAAUCGGCUGAUAGAAAUUCUACCAACGGACCUGCCGUUCGAGUUGGCCAUAACCAGAAUCGACGACGAGCAUUAUUGGGAACGGUGCUCGAAGGCUAGGUGGGAAGUGAACGACCUAUCGGAGCACGGUAAUUCGUGGCGACAACGAUACUGCGAGGGCCUCUUGUGGGAGUAUCUGGAAGGUCUGGAGCCCACCUUCUUCGAGACGCAAAAAGAAGAGUGCGAGAAAAUGUUGAAACUCGUGCAGAAUUACGUGGACUCGUUGAGGAUCGGUUCCCUCUUACCUACCAAGAAAGUCGAAAAGUCCUUGGACAACGGCGACCCGUGCCUCGCGGAAGAAGACAUCGUUCACCACGUCCCCAUGGCUGUUAUUCUCUCCCAGCUUCCUCUUCUCGUCGAGAUUCGCAUCGUGUUUGGGGUUGUUUACAUGAACGACAACUUCGAGUGGCGCGAUUUCGAGUUCUCCAUCGAAGACUGCAUCGGUCUCGGCGAGGGGAUCAAGGCAUGCUCCAACCUGAAGAAGUUCACUCUAUCUAGAAGCAAUAUGAAUCAGCCGCGUGUCGCAGCGCUGCUUCAAGGAGCGGUAGAGAACGAAAACAUAGAGGAGAUGGAUUUCUCGCACUGCAAGCUGUCGGACAAGGGCGCCCACGCAGUAGGCGAGUUUCUGUCCAUGCACAAGGGCUUGAAGGUUUUACAUUUGGCGAACAACGACAUCGGCCCUGACGGAGUGGCUGGCGUGGUGUACGGAUUGCUGAAGGCGGAUGGGUCGGUGCUGAAGCACCUGGAUUUGAGACUGAACCCUUUGCUAGACUCUGGGAUGGUUCACGUGUGCGCCUAUGUGCUGCGAACCAGCAGCUUAGAAAUGCUUAACGUGAGUGGUUGCGGAAUUAAAGCUGACGGAGCCGCUGCCCUCGCCGAAGUAUUACAGUCUGGCUGCGUCAAGCUUAAAACAUUAAUCCUUGAUGUAUCCAAUAACGAUUUUGGCGAAGCAGUGGGCGAGAUAUUCGAGGCCGCAUUGAACUCCGCGUCGUUCAUUGUUCACUUGGACGCUCGAAUGUGCAAUUUCUCCAGUCGAUCUGAAUUGUCUAUUUACGAGAGCGUGGCUAGGCACAAGGAAGAACAAAGAAGGGAGAAAGCCAAAACAAUGCUUGACCGACUGAGCAGCACCCAUACGCUUCCCACGUACACCUACCGUUGAAAGGAAAUCCUUACUUCCACUGUGACGUCUACGAGGCAUUCAGACCACCCAACGAUAUUAUUAUUAUUAACGCAAAAUAUUUAUUCUUUUUGAUUAAUUAUACCGUAAAAUAUCGAUAAGGAUUCUCUUAAUAGCGCGCGAAAUUUAUUUGGCAAAAUUUAUGGGACCUGAGAAAAUUUGGUUUCAUUGUUAUCUGUUGCAUUUUUGUAGAACUCACCCGAAGUCGGAAAUGACCUUUGUAACGGAAGAAGACUAAUGAAAGGUCGGCCAACAAAAGAACAGCGGAACUAGGGUGCAGCUACUUGAAGAAACUUAUGCGAAAGCCGUGAGCACGGUAAAUUGCGGGGAAAGUAGGCCAGACGAUUGCGGAUACUAUACAGGGAAACAAGUUCUAUCUCGAUGUACGAAGCGAAGACCUCUCCAUAUCGCCUCGUAAUUAUUCCGAAGAAUUAUAGACGCACAUAAAUUAUCUUAACCCUUUAUUUACUGGCGAAUCCUAUGGGGACUUUCAAGUCCACUUCUAUGAAGUUCGUUUUUAAUUGUUGGAUGGCAGCACAAGCGUGUUUUUUUUUGGAAGCUUGUUAGAGACAACUCUGUAAGAUGAUAUAUAACCAAGAUGGACGCCUAGAUUUUAAAAACCUUAAAAAAAUUUAGUAAAUAAACAUUGGUGCCUGAUGUCUGACCAUUACGGUUAAACCAAUGCAGCUAUCCACCUUGUAUUCACGCCGUAUGUUCAAGUGGUGCUCCGGAUUUGUUUUCGUUUGCGUUAGACCCUCCUAGGUGGCGUUGGGGUAGCUUUUCUUCUAAAAUUCUUAUUCAUGGAACGAUGUGGCUCGAAUUCACCCCAUAUAAUGUUGAAAUAAAAAAAAGUCAAAGAUUCGGACUCGAUAGGUGGCGUUGCGGUAGCUUUUCUUCUAAAAUUCUUAUUCUUGGAACGAUUUGGCUCGAAUUCACACUAUAUAAUGUUGAAAUAAAAAAAAGUCAAAGAUUCGGACCCGAUAGGUGGCGUUGCAGUAGCUUUUCUUCUAAAAUUCUUAUUCAUGGAACGAUGUGGCUCGAAUUCACCCCAUAUAAUGUUGAAAUAAAAAAAAGUCAAAGAUUCGGACCCGAUAGGUGGCGUUGGGGUAGCUUUUCUUCUAAAAUUCUUAUUCAUGGAACGAUUUGGCUCGAAUUCACCCCAUACAAUAUUUAAGUAAAAGGAAAGACUUUUUUUAAUUUAAAAAUGUUAAAAUUCAGCCCCGAUGGGUGGCGCUGGGAUAUUCUAGAAUAAGAAUAAUAUUCCACGCAGGGCACAGCUAGUAGAUUCUAUAAAAAAUAAUUGUUCUAAACGAAGACACACGUUUCGAGAUUAAACGAUCGUUCGAACGCUCGAGCGUUCCCUAUUCUUUUGAUGGCACAUCAUAGCCGUCGAAGAAGCUCCUCUGCUUUUAUCGAUUCCCCCUGUUUCCUUUGACGCGACCUAGCUUCUCGGGGUAUCGUUCAGCUUCUAGACAGAAGUUUUUCAAUGAGGGUGUAAAGGUUAGACAAGCGUUAGCACGUCCUAUUGAACUCGAUUCUAUUUAAGGGCGCGGCAUGAAA
Hylaeus anthracinus is the source of this 3102-nucleotide messenger RNA. RefSeq names its product dynein regulatory complex subunit 5. Gene Ontology annotation, biological process: nucleocytoplasmic transport; activation of GTPase activity. NCBI's taxonomy places the organism in Eukaryota, Metazoa, Arthropoda, Insecta, Hymenoptera, Colletidae. Gene Ontology annotation, molecular function: small GTPase binding; GTPase activator activity. The record is from RefSeq and is a predicted model, not a curated record. The coding region runs from base 79 to 1524 and encodes 481 amino acids. Gene Ontology annotation, cellular component: cytosol; perinuclear region of cytoplasm; nucleus. The transcript has 12 exons.